Molecule: messenger RNA, 1173 nt
Organism: Cyphellophora attinorum
Lineage: Eukaryota; Fungi; Ascomycota; Eurotiomycetes; Chaetothyriales; Cyphellophoraceae
Product: Alcohol dehydrogenase 4
Exons: 1
Coding region: 1-1173 (390 amino acids)
Cellular component (GO): mitochondrion
Molecular function (GO): metal ion binding; alcohol dehydrogenase (NAD+) activity
Source: RefSeq, a predicted model, not a curated record
AUGGAGGCGACACUGAAUCCUCUUACUGGAUUCUAUAAACCACAUACCGCUCUAAAGGGACUAUACUACGGUCCAGAUGCGGUCAAACAACAUCUUCUGUCUUGCCUGCCGUCCGAAAAGUCUAAGGCAUUCAUCAUCACUGGCAACUCUCUUGCGACGAAGACACCUCUGAUCAAGGAGCUAGAAUCUCUGCUAUCCUCAAAGCAUCACGCUGGCACCUUUUCAAACAUCAAAGAGCACGCCCCUAUUGCUCAGUUGGAUGAAGCCACCGACAAGGUGCACAGUGACGAGACGAUUGACACAAUAAUCGCUGUCGGCGGAGGGUCUCCCAUCGACUCGGCUAAAGCUAUCUCGCAUCGUCUGCACGAAAAGGGCGGCAACUUUCUGACGCUCAUAGAUAUACCUACCACACUUUCAGCUGCAGAGUGCACGUUCCUGGCCGGUUAUACGAAAGAGGAUGGCGUCAAGACAGGUAUUGCUCAUCCUAACGUCUACGCAUCUUACAUCUUCUACGAUCCUAAGUUUGGUUUGCACACACCACCAUCGCUGUUCGCCUCAACCGGCAUUCGAGCUCUGGACCAUGCCGUCGAGAUGCAGUACCAUCCUACGGCAACACUGAUGCCCGCUCAAUGGUCUGGCCUUAUGGCGAUUAAGGAGCUGUUUGAUCUUUUACCGAAAUACCAGGCCAACCCUAAGGAUGAGCAGCUCAUCACGCGCCUGUUCCUUGCUGCAUACUCCUCAUUAGGCUUUUUGGGCGGGAACAUCAAAGGAGGUCUUGGCCUGUCUCAUACCAUGGGCUACGCUCUCGGAAGUCCUUACGGCAUACCUCACGGCAUCACUUCGUGUCUCACGCUGGGCAAUGUCGUCAAGCUCAAGGCGCGGCUUAGUUCUGACGAUGCCGCCAGAGUCGCGAAUAUUCUUCCCUUCAUUGGCGGCACUCCGAGCGGUGAUGCUGCGAAAGACGCCGAAACGGUCGGGGACCGGAUAAACGGGCUCGUGAAGGAUUUGGGCUUCAAGACCACUCUGACAGAAAAGGGAGUCGGCAAGGACCAACUCGAUACCAUAGUCAAGCGGGCGUCCGGAGGUCUCAACCCAGAUCCAAACAAGAAAGCUGAUUCGAAGGAGGAAGCUCUUGCGCUGGAAGUUCGUAAGCUUGUCGAGGGUCUAUACUAG